Messenger RNA from Hemiscyllium ocellatum (epaulette shark), 3088 nucleotides. RefSeq names its product gastrula zinc finger protein XlCGF26.1-like. The transcript is spliced from 3 exons. Gene Ontology annotation, biological process: regulation of transcription by RNA polymerase II. Lineage: Eukaryota; Metazoa; Chordata; Chondrichthyes; Orectolobiformes; Hemiscylliidae. The record is from RefSeq and is a predicted model, not a curated record. Gene Ontology annotation, molecular function: RNA polymerase II cis-regulatory region sequence-specific DNA binding; DNA-binding transcription factor activity. Bases 508 to 2292 code for a protein of 594 amino acids.
UCGACCAUGUACUACUCAAGCUGCGACUCCUGAUCCUCUCUCUCUGAAUAAAGAUUGAGCUUUACCCAGACUGCACAUUCCUUCCUCUGUCCCAGAUCUAAUUUUUGAAGAUUUGAAGAGGGAAGUUUUAAAAUCAACAGAUGAAGGGCUUAUAACCGAAACAUUGACCCUCCUGCUCCUCGGAUGCUGCCUGACUCCCCUGUGAUUUUCCAGUGCCACAUUUUUCGACUGACUCUCCAGCAUCUCCGGUCCUCACUUUGAUGUCAAUGUCUAACAGUCACUCAGUCCACUGGGGCCAGCAAAGAUUUUCGCCGUGAUUUCUGAGAGAGGAAUCAAAGCUUUUUGGUUCCUGUCUGAGUAUGUUUUCAGCAUCAGUGGGACUGGACGAGAGACCCCACUGUUGCAGCGCACUGUGUGUGGAGCCUGAAACAGUUAUACGGCCUGGGAAGGGGAUUUCACAGCAGGGAGGGGCUCUACACGUGUUUGUGUGCAGCUGAAGCUGUGGCCAUGGAGAAACCCGAGGAAUCCCGCCCUGUGGAGAAACCGUGGAAGUGUGGGGACUGUGGGAAAGGCUUCCGUUUCCCGUCUGCCCUGGAGACUCAUCGGCGCAGUCACACCGGGGAGAGGCCAUUCCCCUGCACCGAGUGUGGGAAGGCCUUCAGAUAUUCCUCCCACCUGCUGGCCCACCAGCGGGACCACACGGGGGAAAGACCCUUCAGCUGCCCUGAGUGCGGGAAGGCCUUCGUGUUUUUCUCCGCCCUGUUGGCCCACCAGCGGGUUCACACAGGAGAGAGGCCAUUCAGCUGCCCAGAGUGCGGGAAGGCUUUUACCAACAACACCAACCUGCGGAGGCACCAGCGGAUCCACACAGGGGAAAGGCCAUUCAGCUGCCCUGAGUGUGGGAAGGCCUUCAGCGAUUCCUCCGCCCUGCUGAUCCACCAGCGGGUCCACAUGGGGCAGAGGCCCUUCAGCUGCCCCGAGUGUGGGAAGGGCUUCAGCACAUCCUCCACCCUGCUGAAGCACCAGCGGGUCCACAAUGAGGAGAGGCCGUACAUCUGCUCUCAGUGCGGGAAGGCCUUCAGCACAUCCUCCACCCUGCUGACCCACCAGCGGGUCCACACCGAGGAGAGGCCGUACAUCUGCUCUCAGUGCGGGAAGGCCUUUACCCGGUCCUCCACCCUGAUGAGCCACCAGCAUGUCCACACUGGGGAGAGGCCGUUCACCUGCUCUCAGUGCGGGAAGGGCUUCACCUACUCCUCCACCCUGUGGAGCCACCAGCGGGUCCACACGGGGGAGAGGCCCUUCAGCUGCCCUCAGUGCGGGAAGGCCUUCAGCAGAUCUUCCUCCCUGCUGAGCCACCAGCGGAUCCACACCGGGGAGAAGCCGUACAUCUGCUCUCAGUGCGGGAAGGGUUUCACCCGCCCCUCCCACCUGCGGAGCCACCAGCGAGUUCACGAAUCCCGCCCUGGGGAGGAACCGUGGAAGUGUGGGGACUGUGGGAAAGGCUUCCGUGUCCCGUCUGCCCUGGAGACUCAUCGGCGCGGUCACACCGGGGAGAGGCCAUUCCCCUGCACCGACAGCGGGAAGGCUUUCAGCACAUCCUCCCACCUGCCGGCCCACCAGCAGCACCACACAGAGGAGAUGCCCUUCAGCUGCCCAGAGUGCGGGAAGGCCUUUACCCGGUCCUCCACCCUGCUGAGGCACCAGCGUGUCCACACCGGGGAGAGGCCUUUCAGCUGCCCUGAGUGCGGGAAGGGCUUCAGCGAUUCCUCCACCCUGCUGACCCACCAGCGGGUCCACACGGGGGAGAGGCCAUUCACCUGCACUCAGUGCGGGAAGGGCUUCAGCGAUUCCUCCAACCUGCGGAGCCACCAGCGGGUCCACACGGGGGAGAGGCCCUUCAGCUGCCCUGAGUGUGGGAAAGGCUUCAGCAAUUCCUCCGCCCUGCUGACCCACCAGCAUGUCCACACCGGGGAGAGGCCGUUCACCUGCUCUCAGUGUGGGAAGGGUUUCAUCUGCUCCUCUACCCUGCGGAUCCAUCAGCGGGUCCACACAGGGGAGAGGCCCUUCAGCUGCCCCGAGUGCGGGAAGGCCUUCAGCACUUCCUCCGCCUUUCCAAUGAGAAAAGACCUAAGUCUCUCAGCCUUUCCUCAUAAGACCUUCCCUCCAGGCCAGGCAACAUCCGGUAAAUCUCCUCUGCACCUUUUCCAAUGUUUCCACAUCCUUUCUAUGAUGGGGCAACCAGAACUGUACACAAUAUUCCAAGUAUGGCUGCACCAGUGUUUUGUAUAGUUGCAGCAUGAUAUUGCGGUUCUGGAACUCAAUCCCUCUCCCAAUGAAAGCUAACACACCGUGUGCCUUCUAAACAGCACUGUACACCUGGGUUGCAACUUUCAUGGAUUUAUGCACAUGGACUCAAAGAUCCCUCCGCACAUCCACAAUACCAAGAAUCUUUCAUUGACCAACUACUCUGCCAUCCUGUUAUUCUUCCCGAAGUGCAUCAUCUCACAUUUAGCUGCAUUGAACUCCAUUUGCCACCUCUCAGCCCAAUUCUGCAGUUUAUCCAAAUCCCCCUGCAAUCUGUAACAUUCUUCCAAACUGUCCAGUUCUCCACCGACUUUAGCGUCGUCUGCAAAUUUACUAAUCCAUCCACCUGUGCCUUCAUCUAAGUCAGUUAUAAAAAUGACAAACAGCAGUGGUCCCAAAACAUCCUUGUGGAACACCACGAGUAACUUGACUCCAGACUGAGUAUUUUCUAUCAACCACCACUCGCUGCCUUCUUCCAGUUUCUCAUCCAAACUGAUGAAGGGCUCUGGCCCGAAACGUCAAAUUUCCUGUUCCUUGGAUGCUGCCUAACCUGCUGUGCUUUAACCAGCAACACAUUUUCAGCUCUAAUCCAAACUGCUAAACCACCCUCAAUUCCAUGCCUCUGUACUUUCUCCAUCAGCCUACCAUGUGAACCUUAUCAAAGGCUUUACUGAACCAAGUAUACCACGUCAACUGCUCUACCCUCAUCUGCAUGCUUGGUCACCUUCUCAAAAAACUCAAUGAGGUUUGUGAGACACGAUCUGCCCUUGACGAAACCAUG